CUUCAGGGCACCUGAGGGUCAGUCCAUAUUUUCGGAAGAAAGGGGCGGAACCAGGGGGAGCGAGCCGGUGCUGGCGCCACCCCUUCGCCGGAGAUUUUUUAGUAGUAGUAUCAGGAAAAGGAAAUACGGCGUCGUUUCUUCAUUAAAUGAUAUUCACGCGGUUGAAUUUCUCGUCGUUCCUCCUUCCUCGCGUAAAAUGGCGCUGCGUCUCUAGCUAGCUCGUAAAACGACGAACUCGGCCCUCACGGGCACAUCUAAUACCUGCAGUGUUGCAAAGUCGCAGCGGACGUCUCCAGCUUCCCUAGACCAUAUCUCCGAUCAUGAACUCUGAAGGCUAGUAGCCUACGACUUCCUAGUUUGGCAAUUAUUUUUAAAAUUGAAAUCUUUUUCAACUACUUCCUAUUUGCCUUUUGCUAUAAUUACUUAUUUAUAAUUGAUUAAUUGCUGUAAAGGUUAAAUUCUUUUACAAGUUUAUUGAUUAAUUACUUCAAUUGUUUUAAAGUUUAUUUGAUUAAUUGCUUGAAUUGGUAUAAAGUUAAAAUUGUUUUUGCAAUUUUAUUGAUUAAUGUAAUCUUCUCACAAAUUUUAUAUUCAAUAUAUUUUAAUACAGAGUAAUAAUUUAGAACCUUUUUGGUAACACUAAAAUGGGCUGAAUCGGCUGGUUGUAUUGAAAUUUAUGAAGUUCUGGCUGAAAUUUAUGAAGUUUUGGCUGAAGUAGUUGAAUUGGCUGAUUCUGCUGAUUUAUGAAAAAAUCAUGUAUAAAAUAUCUUUUAUUUUAAAAUAAAGAAAAAUCAUAUGAAAAAUAGAUAAAAUGAAAAUCUACACCAACUUCAGCCCAAACAGCCAGAAAAGUAAGUUCAACUUUACUUUUUUCUUAUUAUUACACAAUUUAGCGUGCGAAAUAAAAAAUUGCGUGUUUGGUGAAAAAAUUGGCUGAUAAGCUUGAGAAGCCGAAAAAUAGAUUCAUUCGGACUAUGUUUUUUCUUUUUAUAAAUCUUUUAGCAUCUCCUUACUUUUUGUUCUGGUUCCGCCACUGGGUGGUAAUAUCAUGUAUCAAUUCAUGUUAGCCGACCCCAAUAUCUUUUGGAAGUAAGGCUUGAAUAUUGUUAUUGUUGUAUCCAAAAAAGAAGUGUAGCAAACAAAAAAUCUAUGAUAUAAUAUCAUUAUAGCAAGAGACUAAAAUCUAUGUACAAGUAUACAUAUCACAUAGCAUUUAUUCACUUAUUUAAUCGAGUAAAUUGACCAAAAAAGAGUAUUGGGCUCAGCCAAAUAUUUCGACUCAAUUGUACACUACAUUUGGAUUUACAUUAAGCCCAAAUCUAAUUCUUUUCAUGAAGCCGUAUCAUCACCAUCCUGCAAUUACCACAAGCUUCUGCUUCUACUCGGCUAUGUCCCUCAUUUUCCGUCAGAUUCACAGUACUUCAAACUUUUCGCUAUCACCGGCCGGUAACACACCGUUCUUCCUUAUUGAUUCAGGGAAAAAAUGCCUUCUGCUCUGUUUUCAAGUCUGAACUCUUCAUUCACUUUUGGCAUUCAAAGAGCAGUUAGUGUAAAACAAAUUGGGAGAUAUAAUCUGACUCUGUCUCUGCCUGUACAAAGUAGUCAUACCUGGAAUUGCAGAUAUUCAAGCUACCUAUGUAAUACUAGAGUCAUGGCUGUUCCUGGCUCCACAGCUGCCUUGGGGGAUAUUGUGGUGGAUAGCUUAAUCUCAAGCUCUGCAAACCCUGCCAGUGUCUAUUUUGGAGAUAGAAUAUGGAAAACUAGUAUGAGUUUGGAAUCUAGGAAAAUGAAAUCUUCCUUCAUAUUUGAUGUUUCACACGGGUCAUCCAUAUCUUGUCCGGUAACUAGAAGAGGGUUGAAAAGUUACUGUACAUCGUCUACUCCAACUUGUUCUGACGGAUCAUUACCAAAUGAGCACCUUGCAAGUCUUGCAAUUCCAAUUGAACAGAAGGCAGUAGGUAAUGGACCUCUCAAGCUAGUAUCUGGAUCAUGCUACCUUCCACAUCCUGAUAAAGUAAGAACUGGUGGAGAGGAUGCUCAUUUUAUUUGUGAAGAUGAGAUGGCAAUUGGUGUAGCAGAUGGAGUUGGUGGAUGGGCAGAUGUGGGCAUUGAUGCAGGAGAAUUUGCACGCCAACUAAUGUCUUAUUCAGUCGAUGUUCUUCGGCAUGAACCCAAAGAUUCAAUCAGUCCAACUCGGGUGUUAAAGAAAGCACAUUCAAAAACAAAUGCUCAAGGCUCUUCUACAGCCUGUAUCAUAGUACUUACUAGCAAGGGUCUUCGUGCCAUUAAUCUUGGAGACAGUGGCUUUGUUGUGGUUAGGGAUGGGCGCACCAUCUUUGAAUCCCCAGUUCAGCAGCACGGUUUCAAUUGUCCAUAUCAACUUGAAAGUGGCAGUGGCGGUAACAGUAAUGCUGAUCUACCAAGUUCUGGUCAGGUUUUCGCAGUUGAUGUUAAACCUGGAGAUGUUAUUGUUGCGGGGACUGAUGGAUUGUUUGACAACCUAUACAAAGAUGAAAUAGCUCGUGUUGUUCACGAUGCAGUAAAAUCUGGCCUGGACCCAGACACCACUGCUCAGAAAAUAACAGGUUUAGCACGCCAAAGAGCUCUGGAUAGCAAAAGGCAAACUCCCUUCGCUGAAGCAGCACAAAAAGGCGGGUUUCAUUACUAUGGUGGUAAAUUAGAUGACCUUACUGUUAUCGUUUCUUUUAUUACUCAUUCCUCGACUGCUGCAUAAGCAGUAAAUUUCUGCUUUUCCUUUUUUAUUGGAUCUUUUAGUCUCUAUUGGCUAAAAAUAUUGACUGAUUUUUUGAUAAAGAAAUGCGCAAUUUGAUAAUUAGUUUUGUAAAUUUUGAUUUAAGUACUUGUUGAUGAUUGAGCACAAAUCAAGGUUGUUAAACUGGACAUCCUACUUAGGG
Cuscuta epithymum is the source of this 2915-nucleotide messenger RNA. NCBI's taxonomy places the organism in Eukaryota, Viridiplantae, Streptophyta, Magnoliopsida, Solanales, Convolvulaceae. The record is from the annotation of a GenBank genome assembly.